Trachymyrmex cornetzi is the source of this 1434-nucleotide messenger RNA. Its product is annotated as myb/SANT-like DNA-binding domain-containing protein 4. The transcript is spliced from 6 exons. Gene Ontology annotation, cellular component: nucleus. NCBI's taxonomy places the organism in Eukaryota, Metazoa, Arthropoda, Insecta, Hymenoptera, Formicidae. The record is from RefSeq and is a predicted model, not a curated record. Bases 342 to 1355 code for a protein of 337 amino acids.
GACCUCGGUAGUCUAGUCUCAACGUCUCUAACUCUUGGUGGAAAAGUCUAUAAUUCUAUAGUAAAAAAAUGUGCGUGCACGGCGCAGCAACAACAAAAAUCGAUAACGGAGUCGUUCUGGAAUUCUGGACACUCGUACAGUUUCGUAGACGUAUAAAUUAGAGUUUUAUACGUUUUAUACAGUUUUUUUUACGUAUAAUAUCGUAUAAUACAGUAUAAUACAGUAUAAUGUAAAAAACCCUAGAAAAUCCUUCGAAAACCCAACCCUGCGUUUGACCGAAGACAGAUGUGAUUUUAUCUUUAAGUACUGUAAUAUUACUGUAUCCGUCUGUAAAUUCCGUCAUGAACGUAACUGAGAAACAGAAACAAAUAUUAAUAAAUUUUAUGCGGGCUAAUCCUGAUUUCGGGAGAGGGCAAUUAAGAUAUAACCGUGAAAAUAAAAAACAAAUUGAGAAAUUAUGGGAGAAAGUAACGUCUGCCUUAAAUUCUGCAGGCUGUGGUCCGCAAAAGCAAUCAAAGGAAUGGGCAAAGACAUGGCGUGAUUGGAAGUCCAACUUACUAAGAAGAGUAGCCACAUACAAAAGUUAUGCAGCAAGAACUGGAGGAGGACAACCAAUAAUUUUGAAUACAAGCCCAGCUGAAGAUGACUUACUUGAAUUUUUAACAUCCGAGGCCAGUGGAAUGUCUAAUAUUCCCGAAGGAGGUGCUAUUAGCGAUGUAUCUAUUACUGAUCUGACCAUUGAAAGAGUUUUGACACCGCAGAAAUGGCAGAAUCCUUCUACUUCGUAUCUACCGAUUUGUACUGAUUUGACUGCUGAAAGAGUUUCGUCGCAAAAACUGGAAAAUCCUUCUACUUUGCAAAUCACGAAUUUUUCGAUCUCUCCAAAUUUGCAUACUGAGAAGAGUAUCAGACAGGCGACUUCGUGCUUCCAAGGACUUGAAGAACAUUCCUUCCACAGCAACGUAACAAACAAUGAUACAGAGAAUUUUCCAAUAAGUAUAUCCUCUAAUGUACUUCGUUCAAUAGAAAAUGAACAAGAACAGAUUCCAAAACAAGUACAUUGCAUCAAGUCUGGUUCAAUCUCAAUCAAAAGUAUCAAGAGACAUUCUGAUGAUGCAGAUACCUCUAACAAAAAAAUAAAGAAGCAAAACGUAGAACAUACCACAGACUACUGCAAUCUUCAGGAACAAAUAUUGCAAUUAAAACAGGAAAAGUUAGCCAUACUAAAAGAAAGGUUGCAAUUGAAAAAAAAAGAUCACGAAGAUUAUAUCAGGUUUUUUAAAUCAUUUCUUGAAAAGAUGGAUGAACUAAUGAACAUUGUUCGAUCAAUCGGUCCGCAAUAUUUGGAAGACUGAAGAGAAAGAGUUGUCUUUUUAUUAUAAACAUUAUUUACAUAAGUUCGCAAUAUUUAGAAGACUGAAAAGGAAGUUAUUU